AUGGUGUUUCGUGAAAUCAUCUUAUCUCUUCUGAUAUUACAGUCUUUUAGUUCUAGUAUUUCGAAACCAAAAGAUGCCGUUCCUGAUAAUUCUAUCUUAUUCACUGACGAAGAUAUUGCUGAAAUAGAAAGAUUGAACAAACUCUAUGGUCCGAUUGAGAUGUUGGAGAAACGCAAAUCACCCCUAGAUGAAAAUCCCUCAAAAGCACAGCAGCCUAUUAGCAGCAUGAAGCAAGCAUUUCGAGGACGCAUGACGGACAAUAUAAAAAUGCUAUCCGUUUGUCAACAGCAUUGUAGUAAAGGAUUGAAGGAAACGUUUGACGCUAUGAUUGAGAGUAUGAGCCAUGUUGAGAGAUAUCAAAGGAUUUGCAAAAACUAUAAUGAGUCGGCUAUUUGUAUCAAUCUUGAUAAGAAGUGUGGAGAUGAAGACAACAGCAUGUUCGAAGUUAUUACAAGUGGACUUCGCUACAUGUGUGUUGAUCAAGUUUUUGCGUUUAAUGCUACUAUUGACUGUAUCGACAAACAGUCUACUAUCGUUCAAGGCGAAUGUGAGAACCUAUGUCAUACUAAAAACGUCAUUAUGAACUGGAUUAUGCGUUCAUCUGUAGCUCAAUCCAUACAAAAUGGCAUUUCUGCUGGUCUCACUGAUGGAAUGGCUGUUGGAGACUCUGGGCUUGGAGGUGUAUUGGGUGGACUUCAGAUUCCUCAAGAAGGUGAUUCUUCGUUUAUCAAUAACAUGAAACUACUUGGCAAAGAUAUGUGCUCAACUGGAACCUGUGUUUUGGACUGCGUUCGAUCUAAGUUCAACGCUCGAUGCGAAGGAAGCGCUGGUACUUUACUGUCUGAAGUUCUUGUUCGUCCAAUAGCAUCUACGCAAGAGAAGAUGUCUAUAAUGAGCCCACUUAUGGGUAUGUUCUUCCCAGAGGAAUGUAAUUUCCUUUACAGUGGUAAUGAUCUUUCUAAGCACAGAAUUGAUCCUACUCUCAACGAGGAACUCAGACGAAUGUAUAUAAAGAAGGAAGUUGAAAGAACCAAAAAAGUAGAAGCUAGUAAGAACAAAACUGAACUGCCAAGCUUCAAUCUUCCUAAUUAUCAGAAGUCACCCUUCGAUGGAGAAACUGAUUUCAUAGCUCUGAUUGAUCAAGUUUAUGGCUCGAAAGAACUAACAUUAGCUAACCAGGUGCUACAGAAAGCAAUGGGUGACGAAGACAGCGUUGAGAGCAAAUCUCAUAAAUCAAAAAAAGAGCAUAAAUCGUCGACUAAAAAAGCAAUUAACGUGAAAGAGAAAGGUUCUAAGCAGGAUCAUUCUGGAAUGGAAGAUGACACUUUAGAGUAUCAACCUGAAGAAGAAUCAUCAGGGCAAUCAUCUGCGGAAGAAGCGUCUGGCAUAUUUUUCAUAUCCGAAGAUGGCUCGGGAAUUGAAUCUUCUGGAUUACAAGCCCUGAAUGAGGAAGGAUCAGGAGAAUUCGAGGGUUCAGGAGAAAAGCUGAAAGAGAAAGUUUUCUUUGCGCGCGCGAUUGUGGGUGAACAAGUCUCAUUCAUUUAUAACGCACAUGAAGAUGGAAAACUCUGCUGUAAACUAAUGAACUAA
This is a messenger RNA of Auanema sp. JU1783, 1590 nucleotides long. NCBI's taxonomy places the organism in Eukaryota, Metazoa, Nematoda, Chromadorea, Rhabditida, Rhabditidae. The record is from the annotation of a GenBank genome assembly.